AUGCCUGCAGCCAAGCCCAAGUCGCGUGCGCUUACAGUUGCCGAAAGACAUCAUCUGAUGCUCACAGAUCAGGAAUAUCGAAAGGCAAGACAAUUUACUCUGAAGCUUCGUAUCACUCCUGGCCAUAACAAACUUCAACAAAUGCCUUACGCCGUCAAGAGCACAGCUCCCAUUGACAACAUGAUGAAAGCUGCCGUGGUCAAACAAGUAAUAAGUUCCGAACUGCCCUCUACGAUUGCCAAAUUUUUAUUUGCUGACCCUAUUGUAAAGUUUGGUGUUCCGUGGUUGAUAGAAGAUGUUUCCGCUCCCACUGCCGAAUCCCUCGAUGACCAUGAUAUCCUCAUCAAAGUCGCGGUCGCAUCGUUCUGCCAUACUGACAUAAUGGUACUGAAUGGCGUCUUCCACGACAAGCCGAGCGGCCUCCCAGGAUCCCACGAGCCAUCUGGCACGAUCGUUGCCCUAGGCCGGGAGGCUGCCAAGAGCUUUGCCGUCGGUGACCGGAUCAUUGCCAUUGGGAUUCGGGGUCCCUGCGACAAUUGCAUGGACUGCAAUGGUCCAGAGGAGUUCCAACUAAGCUGCAAGUUCAAUAAGGGCUACGCUGGCAUUUCUUCACCCGGAGCCUUUGCAGAAUACACCGUGCUGGACGACCGCUUUGCAGUCAAAAUACCGGAUGAGUUGAGCUUCAUCAAGGCGGCCCCGCUGACCUGUGCCGGAUGCACUAGUUGGCGUGCUGUCAAAAGAGCGGCAGUCAGGCCAGGGGGUUGGCUGGGCAUCGUCGGCAGUGGAGGUGGCCUCGGUCACCUCGCAAUUCAGAUUGCGAAGAAGCAGGGCAUCAAUGUUGUGGGCAUUGAAGCAAGAGAUGUUGCUCUGGAAUUGACAACAAAAGCUGGUGCCUCGGCCGUGGAUGUCAGACCUGGGAAAACCGUGAUGGUGCAGCAAGUCCGGAGUCUGAUAGGUUUACGGGGUGCCGGUAGAGGCGACGACUUGUGCGAUGCAACAAUCGUGCUUAGCGAUGCCGAGCCGGCUCUUGAGACGGGCAUGAUCAUUACGAAAGGGCACGGCCUAGUGGUUGAAGUGGCGCAGCCCAAACGAGUCAACUUUCCAUUUGAAGAGAUGAUAUUUAGAGACAUCAGGAUGAUGGGGUCUAAUCUCUCCAGUCGAUCAGAGCUUGCUGAUCUCGUGAGAUUCGUUGUUGAACAGGACGUAGCCGUCGAGACCACUGUUUUCCACGGGCUACAGAGUUUGCGUCAAGUUUAUGAGUUGUCAGAAUCUGGAGCCUCGGCGGGAAAGGUCGUGGUCGUUAUUGACGGUACCCAGGUUUAG
This is a messenger RNA of Colletotrichum gloeosporioides, 1323 nucleotides long. Its product is annotated as alcohol dehydrogenase. Gene Ontology annotation, molecular function: oxidoreductase activity. The transcript has a single exon. Lineage: Eukaryota; Fungi; Ascomycota; Sordariomycetes; Glomerellales; Glomerellaceae. The record is from RefSeq and is a predicted model, not a curated record. Bases 1 to 1323 code for a protein of 440 amino acids.